Molecule: messenger RNA, 1491 nt
Organism: Pseudonaja textilis
Lineage: Eukaryota; Metazoa; Chordata; Lepidosauria; Squamata; Elapidae
Source: RefSeq, a predicted model, not a curated record
AUGAGCGCACUUCAGCAAGUGGUUCAAGGUAAGAUCCUGAUCCUGACAAUCUGCGCAGCUGGGAUUGGCGGCACUUUUCAGUAUGGCUACAAUCUCACCAUCAUCAACGCCCCCACUGUGUUCAUCCAGUCCUUUAUUAAUGAAACCUGGCUGGAUCGCACUGGAGCUGCCUUGGAGGGAAAGAUGAUCACGCUGGUCUGGUCCUUCAUUGUUUCCGUGUAUCCCUUGGGGGGCCUGGUUGGUGCACUAAUUGCUGCUCCCAUGGCUGUGAAGAUGGGCAGGAAGAAAUCUUUACUGCUGAAUAACGCAUUUGUGGCCCUCGCUGCGCUGUUGGUGGGGUUCAGCCGGCUGGCGAAAUCUUUUGAAAUGAUCUUGCUGAGCAGAUUUUUUGCUGGCAUCAAUUCCGGAGUGGCCAUGAGCAUCCAGCCCAUGUAUUUGGGGGAGAGCGCACCCAAGGAGCUCCGGGGAGCUGUGGCCAUGACUUCAGCAUCUUUCACAGCCCUCGGCCUUGUGCUUGGCCAGGUGGCCGGACUCAGGGAAAUCUUGGGAGCAGAAGAGAGCUGGCCUAUCCUUCUAGCCAGUAAUGUGGUGCCUGGGUUGAUCCAGUUGAUGCUUCUGCCCUGGGCUCCAGAAAGCCCCCGCUACCUCUUGAUCGACCGAGGAGAUCAAGAUUCAUGCAUCGCUGCUUUACAGCAACUGAGGGGCAGCGAGGACCUGAGCGGCGAGAUGAAAGAAAUCCUGGCGGAGCAGGCAGCCCUCCAGGGACAGGCAGCCAAGGCACCCUGGGAGCUCUGGAGGAACCGGGCUGUGCGGUGGCAGUUUAUCACCGUGGUGGUGCUCAGCAGCGCCAUGCAGCUCUGUGGCAAUGAUUCCAUGUACUUCUACGCUUCGUCUGUUUUCCAAGAGGCAGGGAUUCCGUAUGACAAGAUCCAGUACAGCGUGAUUGGCACCGGGAGUUGUGAGCUCAUCAUGUCCAUGACUUGCAAUCUCCUCAUCGAGUGCGUUGGGCGACGGGUGCUGCUCAUAGGGGGGUACAGCCUCAUGGCCACCUGGGCCAUCCUGUUCAUGGUAGCAUUGUCUCUACAGGACCAACUCAACUGGAUGCCUUAUCUUAGCAUGGCCUGCAUCUUUGCCUACAUCCUGAGCUUUGGCAUCGGACCAGCUGGCGUGACAGGAAUUAUACCCACGGAGAUUUUUGAUCAGGUCUCCCGCCCGGCUGCUUACACAAUCAGUGGUUCUCUGCUCUGGAUCAAUUUAUUUCUGGUGGGCCUGGCAUUCCCUUUUGUGAUGGAAAGCCUUGGCUAUUACUGCUACCUGCCCUUCUUCACGGUCUGUGUUGGAACCGCUCUCUAUGCCUGGUUUUUCCUCCCGGAGACGAAAGGAAAGAGCUUCCUAGAAAUCUCCGAAGAGUUUGUGAAGCGUAACUUUGGAGAUCGGCCCCGUGACAACGCUUGGGUGUGUCCUGAGGAAAUCAUAUCCACUAAGUUGUAG